Poeciliopsis prolifica (blackstripe livebearer) is the source of this 7375-nucleotide messenger RNA. RefSeq lists its product as uncharacterized. The record is from RefSeq and is a predicted model, not a curated record. Bases 3384 to 6608 code for a protein of 1074 amino acids. Gene Ontology annotation, biological process: inhibitory postsynaptic potential. The transcript has 4 exons. Gene Ontology annotation, cellular component: postsynaptic density. NCBI's taxonomy places the organism in Eukaryota, Metazoa, Chordata, Actinopteri, Cyprinodontiformes, Poeciliidae.
GGCAUUCGUAUAAUUUCCGGGAGUGAGUGGUGUAAGAUUGCUUACAUAUGCAUGUGCUUGUGUUUACAGAGAAAUCUUUGUCACCACAAAGUCGUACAUUUGCAAUUUUUAAUUCACUCGCUGCUUGUAUUGUAUCAAAUAAAAUGAAACACCUGCUUGCGUGAGACUUUGCUGCGCUUUGCUGAACACAGUGCUUACCUGACAAAAUAGGCAUCUAAUAGCGACUCCCAGGGAGCUGUUCUUGAAUUGGUGAUCCCUUUUGACAAGACCGCAGGAGAACUGCAACGGCUGGUGCGGGUUGCAUCUACUGUGAGAGCCACGAGAGUGUUGUUCAUUUCUGUGACAGAGCACAGGUAUAAACCAGGAGCCUCUUUGUGUUCACAGGGCCAAUGACUGAUCAUAUAGCUUUUCUUAGUUCCUCUUCAGUAAACCCUUAAAUGCCCUGACGCGCUGAUGCUCCCGAUUUACCACUUCACUGAACCCUAACCAUGACAUUUCCUCUGCUGCCAGGGGUUGUUCCCUCCUGCUUUGCGGCCUGCCAACCCAACUCUCCCCAUGCCCCCGCCACCCCUCCCUCCACCGCCCCUGCUUUUUCCCUCUGCCCUAUCUCCCUCUUACUUAUUCAGAAUCCUAGUCCUCGCAGUUCACUCUGUGUCUCAUAGCAUCUCUAAAUAUAACUAAGCAUGUCUUUCUCUUCUCCUUCCUCUUCCUGCCUCCUCCUCCUCUUAGUCCUGUCUGACAAAUUUAGGCAUGCCUAGACAAUCUGAUCUGACAUGACUUUACAUAACAAUUCAAACCACAGAACCCCCCCUACCUCCCUCGCACAGGGAGAGCCAAAGGUGUGUUAUUGUCAUGCAUGUAAUUCUCACUACUCCUGUAGAACCCCGGGCUCAGAAAAUUACAAUUAUAUUUGCACAUUCAGGAUGUUCUUGUUUCCUGAGACCAUGAGAUCUGUGCUUCUCUGAGUAACCGUGGUUUAGAAAAGAAGAGUUGGAUGCGAUGCAGGCAUUAUUGUCACCCCACAUGAGGACAUAGAUGCCUCUACUUGGAGUAAAGCCUUCUCACAGACGCUAGCAGGAAGCAAGAGGGCUAGAGUAAAUCUUAAAUAAUCACGAUAGAGCGUUGUGACCCCUGUUGGCGUUAUGCCAUUGCACACGUUCAUCCUCUUGCCUGGUGAUUUAUUUCUUGUCUGCCAAUAAAGGUUUAACAUGGAAAUGUCACAUGUGGGUAAAUGGCUGGCCUCAGCCCCUGGAGUGAGCUCAUGCAGCAUUAAGAGGGUAUGGAUUCAUUAAACUGUCUGCAUAAAUUUUGACCCAAGGCUAGUUUGCAGGCUGAGAGCGAAGAAUUCGGAUGCGGACAGGGGACAUUUUCAGCAGUGUCGUAAAGGUGGAGAGGAAGAUACAAGUGAUGGGUGAAAAUGAGAAAAAUAGGCCUGGUUUCAAAUAAGAUAGAAUGAGAGCACACUCAGGAUGACAGCCCAUAGUAUAAGAGAGGAUAAUGUUCCUUUGGCGGUGCCUGGAUGAAACUGGAAAGUCUGAAUAGAAUUUUAUCCUGGUAGAGUGGUGAAAUAAUAUAAAUGUCAAAUACACAGAACAAAAUUUGUAUAUACUACUCAAACUUUUACACGAGUCUAAUUACAACCACAAACCUCCAGUCAUUUUGGGAGAUUUUGAGUAGUACGGUCAAAAUCCCCCAGUCAAAACAGACAAAGUAAUGAAUAGUUGUGAAGUGGAAAGUGAUUCAUGAAAUUCAAAUUAUUUUACCGCACAUAAAAUUGUUUUAAUGUGAACUGAUAUUUGUGACUAUAAAGUAAUAAAAGCUGAAGAUGUUUUAAGAUUGGGUAUUAUGUGCUUGCUCAUGCUAUUUUAUAAACCAAUGAAGCGUUUUGCCUCCAUUUCUGAUGAAAAUGCUGCAUUAUGUCAAAAACAACUUAUAAACAUUGUUAUUUUGCAUCAGGCAUAACAAUUGGUCUCUAUUUCAUCGAGAACCUCCUUCCCUUUCCAACACUCACUCUUCAGGGAUGUCAACACAACAAUGUUGUACAAUACUGUCCGUUGUACAACCGUUAUCUGAAGUAUUGUAGUUUGCAUGAUAAGCUCAACAGAUGCUCAGUUUCACCAGAUGUUUGCUGACUAUGGCUGCUUCUAGUCUGGUGGAGACGUGCUGGGGAAGCGCAAGGAGAGGCUGCUUGGCUGGAGACUGCAGCUCUAAGGCAAAACUUCGGGGAAUUAGGCAGUGCAUUGCAGAAGCAAGUGUUAGGGCACCCCAACUGGAUGCCACAGGUGAUUCAGUGAUACCUCAAAACAUUCACGAAUGAGUCAAAACAUCACUCUGGGUAUGUUUGGAUGAGGGAAUAACAUUAUGACAUAAAGCCCAAAGGUUGACUUUGCAUAACACCCCCUUUAAGAGGUAUGAAUAGUUUUUCAAGGCACCUUAUUGAACUAAAGAUAAAUCCUUGUUUUUGUAUUCUCAGCCUCUGUAGCAGAAAAAUGGAUUAUCCACGCAUAAGAAUAUUUAUCGUUUCGAAGAGAGAUUUGGUCUUGGUUCAGCUCAUCUUUACGCACAGAAGUGAUAAGAAAGUAAAAAGAAUCUCAACUUUGUGGAGCUAACACCAUCUUCAGCUAUGGGAGAAUGACAUUUUGACUCCAGAACUGAAAUACAGGAAGUGAAAUCAGCAAAACAGACAAAGCAGUCUGAUGACAUAAGUUUCAAAAGGCAGCUCCUUAUGGGAAGACCUUCCGAAGACCAUCCAAUUCAUGGGCCGGCCACUAGGUCUCCUGAGGGACCAGGACACAAAACAUGUGUACAAGAAGCGACCUAAGGAUGAACAGGCUAUACCCCCUGACUCUCUCCCCAUUGGCAUUGCAAGCCUUUUUGGCCUCAUCAUGAUAUUUGCAAGAGGAAAUUAGGAGAAUGAGAGUAAAGGAAAAUGUGCACAAAUUUAAAGGACAUACAAAAGCAUGGACAUGUUCACUGUAACAAAAUGUGAUGCUGCUUUUCUCUAAUUUAUCUUAAUAUGUCAUAUUUUUGUAGAAGUGAAGGUAAAAUUCACAGUCGAUGUAGAACUUAGCAUUGGUCACAGUUAUUUGACACCCUUUUUAUUGUCUGAUGUUGGUUUACCUUUACCUGUGGACAUUGUAGUAAUUCUUCUUAAGGACAAUUAUUCUACAAAUGGACUAAGCUUUGCAGGACUUGACCGAACUUUGUUUGGUUUUAUGAGGAAAAUGGGACUCAUCAAUAAAGUAGAUAGCUCUCACAUGCAUUUAAUACUAUAGCAAAACAGUAAUGAAAAACAUACUUUCCUUGUUGACGCAUGAACAAGAAGGCCUUUAAAACGGCAAACUGCCUGUGAAUGUUGGGGAAGAAACAGAGAGGCCAGAGAAAUGGUGAGCAAGGAGCCUAAUCACUUGCUCACAGGCCAAAGCAACGGCAAGAGCACCUUGGCGGACAAACUGCCUGGAACAAUGACUGUACGCUCUGUGCUGCUUAAUCGAGACUCACCAGAUAUUGAAAGUCGCCUCAAGCGCCGUCGCAACCGCACCCAUCAGGUUCGCUUCAAAGAUCUUGAGGAUGGCAGUAGCAGUAGUGGCAACAGUGCAACAGGGGAAAAUAACACCCGUCAACGGCCUGCCAAGGACCGUGACAGCCCACAUCCUCUCCGGAAACACAACAGCAUGUCCUCUCAGCCAUGGACAGACAGACCCCACACUGAGAGCCUACUUGGUCAAACCUCUGUGGUGGGGGCUGUGCGUGGGGAUAUGGCAAGUACAAUAGAAAAGGUGGCUGCUUUUUUAGCACGGGCCCCACCUCAUCCACUAACACCUGGUCCUACACGCAGAUGUUGGGUGCCACCACAGUCUAACUCUCUAACUUUACCAAUGACACGGAGACCCAGUACAAGCACCAGCACAGCCAUUCAGACUUCACCAUGCCUCAAAAAACCUCAGUCUCUGUCAUCCACCCAAGCACGUAGCCACAGCAUUGGGGACUCAGUUGGUGUGGAUGGAGAUGAUGAGCAUGACUCUCAAGAUGAGUACCUUAGCCACAACCACGUGCUGCUUGGGUCCAAAGAUCAGAGCAGACCUCCAAGCUGUGGGGAUAAAACUGUGGUAGAACGAAGAUCUAAAGUAUCAAAGACAGAAAUUAAGUCAGGUGUUAUGGUAAAGCAAUCCAGACACAGCUGUCCACCUUCAGUUCUUCACAAUAAUGAUCUGUGUCACAGUACUUCAAUAUCUUGCCGAGAUGGUCCCAAGCGCCAGGGAAGUAGCACUCCUUCAGUAGUAAGGAGGAGAAAGCGCCUAAGCCGGACAACAAGUGAUCCUGGAAAAGAAGUGCAUUUCUGCACCACUCCCACACAAACUGAAAGCCCCCCUCGAUCGCCUCCUCCUACAAAUACCAAACUGUGUACGACUGAAGUUCAAACAGAGGGCCCAUCCUCAUCUCCAGCUUCAAAACAUUGCACCACCCAAAGUCAAACUGAACGUAAACAUCAGUCUCUAAAUGUGAGUGAUGAACACUGCUCAACACAAAUUCAAACCACUAAUUCUUGUCCAACCCUACCUCAAAAUGUUGAGCAGUGUACCCCUCAAAAACAAGCAAACUCUCCAUGUCCAUCUUCCCCAAAUCAUAAACCUUGCACUACACAAUUGCCAACUUGUAGCUCCGUUGCCUCUCCACCUUUAAUUGCAUCACCCAUCUUAGAUUCUGACAUCCAAGUGUCUGCUUCUGCAGCUGAAAACCCUCCCACCACCAACAUUUCUACUGUGCCUUACUGUACUUCUCCUCCAACACUGGCAAAUGCACCACUACAAAUCACUGAAAAAGGCCAUAAGGCAGCUUCUUCGUCUCCUACUAAGCCAGCAAGUGUCACUAAUCCUCCACCAAACAUCCUACCUAUUCUUUCCUCCACUCCUGCACCUUCUGCUUCCCAAAGCCCUAUUCCUUAUUAUACUGUUUUGUCUCCACCAACACCACCCAGCAAAACUGCUGUCUGCUCAAGUCCUUCCUUUUCUGCCCCUCAGUCCUCAUCAUAUAACUGCACAUCCCCAGUAUCAAUAUCAUCCUCUUCCUUAACCUGUUCCAUCCCUACUCCAAAUGUAAGCACCAUUUUAACAUCUCGUGAACCUAACAAACAACCCAAUGCUGUCCCAAAUGUAAGACAUCAACAGCCACCAUCAGGUCCAACAAAUAAUGUACCACUCACAAACCUUACACCCUGUACAAUUGUGACUCAGACUGCCCUGUCUUGCACAUCCAUAUCAUAUUACACCGGUACUCAUCCAGGUGGCUCCCACACACCUCAGAUUAAUCAAACAACACCUUCUUACACCACUGUUAUACAAACAGUAUCUCAUUGUAACAUACCGUAUCAAACAGUGCAAAAUAACCCCCCUGCCAGCACUGGGAUAACCCUUUAUCCUUCCCCUGUCCCUAGACUUGAAUCUUGCACUUCUCCACCUCCAAUUGUGAAAGCAUAUGUGUCCACUCUUCAGAAUGCUCAAGCUUGUGGGACUCCAACUAAAGCUGUUCCUUUGUACUCUUCAACAUUUCGUGCUGCACCACCAUACACUCCCCCUUCGCAAGCCCCUUAUAAUGCUCAGGAUAAGAGGGGCAUUCGACUUCCACCUCCUCCUCCACCACCUCCUCCCUACACACCACGGAAAAAAGGAAGUGAGCCAGUAGUUGCCACAGUCCGAACAUCCAUGCUCAGGACUGAGAGCAAAGCCAAUGAAAAAGGUAUGGAGAGGGAAGAGAAAAAGGAGGAUACAAUGAAUAUGAAGUGUACAGACUCACCCAAGUUCUGUGGGAGAGCCAGUUCUCUGAAGCACAGAACUCAAACUCCACCAGUCGCUGUGAUGAAGGGAGAGAGGCGCUCCUCUACCUCCUCCCCUGCCAAGGCCUGUUUUAAGCCCAGCUGUCUUAGCUCAGCCCAGGCUCAGCUUGGGGUGCUACACAAAAUGCUCUGCUCAGGAGCCAGCGUCAGGCCCAACACACCAAACAGCCAACACUCUCUGCCUUCUAACCAGCAGGGUUGCUCUGGUGCCAGGGGCUGCUCUGCCUCUGGGGGUCAGCCUGCAACUGGGACACUGAGUCCCACAAAAGCUGACACUUUAAGACAGGUUCAGGAAAUUCUUGGAGGAUUGAUGUCUGGGGCCAGGUGUAAACUGGACCCAUCACGGGUGACGGAAAAGCUCCUGAGUCCCAAUGGACCCCUGCAUGAUAUUCGUAGCUUGCAGAACCAGCUUCACAGUCUGGAGGGCGUCCUGGAGACAAGCCAGAAUACGAUUAAAGUCCUGCUGGAUGUCAUUCAAGACCUUGAGAAAAAGGAAGCAGAGAGAGAUGGAAGACAUUCCUACAGGACGGGGCAGGACAUUGAGAACUGUGGGACCUGCAGAGACUGCGCCUGCAUCAUCUACAGUGUGGAGCACGAUUUCCGUCUGCAAGAAGGGCAGGUGGUACGAACUUGGAAGGUGGGCGACCCUCCAGAGGGCUCACCACAGACUCCCACCUCCCAGACUACAACACCUCAGCAACAAGACUCUCCACAACUAAUGCGGCCCCCUGCCUCCACCAAGAAGAACCGGAAGAAGUGCUUUUGGUUCCUCUAAGUGUCAGGAGAUAGGGGUGUGGGGAAAAGACAUUUUGUUACUGUAAUACACCGCACACGCUUCUUUACAAAAAAAAUAAAUACAAAAAAAUUGACUCUGGAGGGGUUAAAAAAAAAACUGUGAAAUUACCAGAAGGAUUAAGAUGCAAACAAAUCACUAUGAGGGAGAAACAGUUUUUAAUCUGCUACUGUUAGAUAUGACGGAAAUGAUUUCACUAGACUGCACAUGUUGUUUCUGUUUUCUUUUCAUGCAUCUUCAGCACUUACAAAUUUGAUCCAGGUGCAGGAUGGAAAAAAAAAUGCUGAAGUCAAGAAAAUGCAAAAGUUUAGUCUGCCAUAAAACUCAUAGUCAGGAAGCUAUUAGGAGACAUAAAGAGAAUAUAUACUUUGCAGCUAUGGGGAGAAAGGGGCAAUACAGCAGAUAAGAGAGCAUAUUUAUUAAAGGUUAAAUGAGAAGAAUUUAUAGGGAAGGGAAGAAAGAGACUAAGAUUUUUCUUUUAUGGACUAAUGAGGGUCAGCACACCAGCUUUUAUAUCAAGUGACAUUUAAAAAAAACUAUUAUGACCCGAUUUAAACCUUUUAUUAUACUGUAACUGAUGAAAUAUUACAUGUGUCUACAUGUACAUACAGUGCUCACACACACACAUACUUACAUAGAAAGUAUAUGUGAAUUGAUAAAAAUGGUGAAUCGAGUUCUGUAUGUAUCAGAGCUGCUUGGAUGCUUUAUUUCAGAUAUGGAUUAAUGCUCUAUAAAAGUAUUUUACCACA